This is a messenger RNA of Lagopus muta (rock ptarmigan), 1080 nucleotides long. RefSeq lists its product as uncharacterized. The record is from RefSeq and is a predicted model, not a curated record. Gene Ontology annotation, cellular component: membrane. NCBI's taxonomy places the organism in Eukaryota, Metazoa, Chordata, Aves, Galliformes, Phasianidae.
AUGCUGAUGAUUAAUUCAUCGCUCCUGGUCAAAACCUUGACGAGGACUAACCCAAAGGGCCUGGACAGCUCUGAAGAUGCUGCUUCAAAUGAAAACAAGACUGUUAGUGGCAGUGAUUCCCCUCUUCUCACCAGUGGAAGCUGCAGACCUUCUCGACCCCCCAGGCCUUCCAGACCACCUCCACCCACACCCGCAGACCCCCAUCAGCAGCUGAGAAAUGAGUGCGACUGCCCUGAGAAGGGAGCUCCUGCUCCCCUCGCCUGCAAGUGGAGCAAUGCUCGAGCUCGAGGAGUCUUUUUCUCGGCAGGUGGAAAAGAUGGCGCAGCUGCAGGUUUUGUGCAGGCUGCCUGCUGUGUGGCUGCUGAAGGGCAUUUCUCCUCAGCUGAGAUCCCUGAGCCCACGCUGGCAGAGAACGUGCUGCGCCACCAUCUCUUCUGUGGAGCCACUUUGCAGCUUCUCUGGUUAGCUGCAGUCGUGCCGGUUUCCAGGUGCCAUAAGCCAGACUGGCACAGUCCUGGGACUCAGACUUGGGAGACAGUGAAGAAAGCCAAGGCAAGUGCUGCUCGGCUGAGGAAGGAAGCCCAGAAGGAGAGCAAAAAGAACCGAGAAGGGCUUGAGCGAGAAGGCCCACAGGACACUCGAAUCAGCUGGAAUGCUUCCUCGGAGGUGGCACCAAAGGCAGCGGACUGAGUCAGCGUCCGGUUUUGUGGCAUGGCCGUGCUUUCCCUGUCACAGACAGGGCAGCGGAACUGAGGCACCUGGAAGGGAAGGGCUUGUGCUGCAUUCCAAGCAAAGAGGGCUUGCCAGAGGCAGGUCUUCAUCUAUGGCAAGAGAUGGAGAGGCUGUGUUCCUUCAGGCUGCAUCUCUUCAGGGCCAGGGCUGGUCUAGUGUGAGAUUGAAGUACGGCUAGCCGGGCCUGGAGGGAGAGGAGCUGACGUAGCCACAGGGUCAGGCUUCUCCUCGUGUCUGCCUGGAGGCUGAAUUGCUCCUUGCUAAGCAGAACCCCUGGACGCUGGGGUUUCAUUCUGGGCUGUGUUGAUAAAUACAACCCAGAGCCUUUUGUAUUGAAUAAAAGCGAAA